Messenger RNA from Zonotrichia leucophrys gambelii, 1086 nucleotides. RefSeq names its product Wnt family member 9B (gene WNT9B). Gene Ontology annotation, molecular function: frizzled binding; cytokine activity. Gene Ontology annotation, biological process: neuron differentiation; canonical Wnt signaling pathway; multicellular organism development. NCBI's taxonomy places the organism in Eukaryota, Metazoa, Chordata, Aves, Passeriformes, Passerellidae. Gene Ontology annotation, cellular component: extracellular region. The record is from RefSeq and is a predicted model, not a curated record. The coding region runs from base 1 to 1086 and encodes 361 amino acids. The transcript is spliced from 4 exons.
AUGCGCUCCGCCGAGCCCUGCCGCAUCCUCCUCCUCCUCCUCCUCCUCCUCCUGCCGCCGCCGCCGCCCGCCGCCGCCUACUUCGGGCUGACUGGGAAGGAAGCCCUGACCCAGUUCCCAUCCCUGGGCGCCCUGGGGGGCUCUGGCCCGGGCCAGGGCCACGUGAAGCAGUGCGAGCUGCUGCAGCUGUCCCGCAAGCAGAGGCGGCUGUGCCGGAGGGAGCCGGGGCUGGCGGAGACGCUGCGCGACGCCAUCCGCCUGGGCGUCCUCGAGUGCCAGUUCCAGUUCCGCAGCGAGCGCUGGAACUGCAGCCUGGAGGGACGGCCCAGCCUGCUCAAGAGAGGUUUUAAGGAGACAGCCUUCCUGUACGCCGUGUCCUCGGCGGCGCUGACGCACUCGCUGGCGCGGGCGUGCAGCGCGGGGCGCAUGGAGCGCUGCACCUGCGACGACUCCCCGGGCCUGGAGAACCGCAAGGCCUGGCAGUGGGGCGUCUGCGGGGACAACCUCAAGUACAGCACCAAGUUCCUCAAAAAGUUCCUGGGCCAGAAGAGGAUCGGCAAAGACCUGCGGGCCAAGGUGGACAUCCACAACACCAAUGUGGGCAUCAAGGCGGUGAAGAACGGCCUCAAAACCACCUGCAAGUGCCACGGCGUGUCGGGCUCGUGCGCGGUGCGGACGUGCUGGAAGCAGCUCUCCCCUUUCCACGAGAUCGGGCGGCUCCUGAAGCUGCGCUACGACGACGCCGUCAAGGUCUUCAGCACCACCAACGACGCCGUGGGGCACUCGGAGCUGGCAGGGCCACACAGACACGGCCACUCAGGCAAGCAGCCUGCCCUACCUCGCCCUACCGACCUGGUGUACGUGGAGGACUCACCCAGCUUCUGCAGGCCCAGCAAAUACUCCCUGGGCACCGCGGGCAGGACCUGCUCCCGCGAGGGCAACUGCGACAGCAUGUGCUGCGGCCGGGGCUACAACACCCAGAGCCGCCUGGUCACCUUCUCGUGCCACUGCCAGGUGCAGUGGUGCUGCUACGUGGAGUGCCAGCAGUGCAUGCAGGAGGAGGUGGUCUACAGCUGCAAGCAGUAG